CUAGCUAGUAGCACAAAACAUUCAUCCUUCUACUCUUUUUCUUUGACUCCAUCUUCUACUUAAUUGUACGUAGUAUGUCAAGGAUGGUGGAGCCAUUGACUCUUGGUAGAGUGAUAGGAGAGGUUGUGGACAGCUUCACCCCAAGUGUGAGAAUGAAAGUAGUUUACAAUCCCAACAGACAAGUUGCCAAUGGACAUGAGCUCAUGCCUUCUGUCAUUUCUGCUAAACCUCGCGUUGAGAUCGGUGGUGACGACAUGAGGGCUGCUUAUACCUUAAUAAUGACGGACCCAGAUUUUCCAAGCCCCAGUGAUCCUUACUUGAGAGAACAUCUCCAUUGGAUGGUCACAGACAUUCCUGGUACAACUGAUGCAUCCUUUGGAAAGGAAAAUAUGGAGUAUGAAAGUCCAAGGCCGGUUGUGGGUAUCCACAGAUACGUGUUCCUGUUGUUCAAGCAGAUGAGGGGAAGAGAAACAGUGACAGGUCCAGCUUGCAGGGACAAUUUCAACACAAGGACAUUUUCACAAGAGAAUGGUCUUGGCCUUCCUGUGGCCGCUGUCUACUUCAACGCACAAAGAGAAACUGCAGCUAGAAGAAGAUGAUCAAUUUUUUAAUUAGUUAACUAAUACCAAAUAAACCAGCAAUAAAAUUAGAUUAAUGAAUGCCAUGGAGAUUGAUCUCCUGGUCUUCCAUGAAGCCUGGAGGGAGGGAAGGAGAAGGCUGUUGUAUUUCUAUGAUCGUACGGUCAUGUCGUAGGUCAUUGUUUAUGUUGUUGUACCUAGGUUUAGGGACAGUAUUGUGUUGUGUUGGGUUGGUCCCAUAAGUCAACUUUUUAAUUUCUGCUCUGCUGAUUGGUGUUUUGGUGAUACGAUUCAUGUAGCAUCAUAGCUACGUGUC
Molecule: messenger RNA, 894 nt
Organism: Prunus dulcis (almond)
Lineage: Eukaryota; Viridiplantae; Streptophyta; Magnoliopsida; Rosales; Rosaceae
Product: CEN-like protein 1
Exons: 4
Coding region: 75-599 (174 amino acids)
Biological process (GO): vegetative to reproductive phase transition of meristem; flower development
Source: RefSeq, a predicted model, not a curated record